Camelina sativa (false flax) is the source of this 3621-nucleotide messenger RNA. Its product is annotated as type III polyketide synthase A. Lineage: Eukaryota; Viridiplantae; Streptophyta; Magnoliopsida; Brassicales; Brassicaceae. Gene Ontology annotation, molecular function: acyltransferase activity, transferring groups other than amino-acyl groups. Gene Ontology annotation, biological process: polyketide biosynthetic process. The record is from RefSeq and is a predicted model, not a curated record.
UGUUUGGGCCGUAAGAGCAAACAUAAGCCCAUUGGGUCAUAUUUAAAUUGGGCUUUUGUCAGAGAAUGAAAAAUGUCUUCUUCUUCCUUGUCAAUCUGCCGGCCGGGAACCAGGUUUAAGAAGCGGUGGAUGUCGCCGCCCAUAUUUGGCGGCUAACAAUGGUUUCUUCUGUGCCUAAAAAACUACAUGCUUUGUUUGUCUCCAACUCUCAACCGGCCAAAUCCACCAAUGCAGGGUCUAUCAAAUCAAAACUCGCCAGGUCCUUGGCGCGUGCUGUGAACUCUUCUAACGCGUGGUCCGACGAACUCGAGUCUUGGCUCUCAUCUCUUCAUCCAUCUGAACCCCUCUCCAGAACCACCGUUCUCCAAACUCUGCGUCUCAUCAAGAUCCCUUCCCAUGGUCUUCGGUUCUUUGACUGGGUUUCCAGCAAGGGCUUCUCUCACAAAGACCAAUCUUUUUUCCUCAUGUUAGAGUUUCUAGGUCGAGCUCGCAAUCUCAAUAUCGCUCGAAAUUUCUUGUUCUCCAUCGAGAAAAGGUCUAAUGGAUGCGUUAAGCUCCAGGAUCGCUACUUUAACAGCUUGAUUAGGAGCUACGGUAACGCUGGGCUCUUCCAGGAGUCAGUGAAGCUGUUCGAGACCAUGAAGAAGAUGGGCAUCUCGCCUUCCGUGGUCACCUUCAACAGUCUUCUCUCUAUUUUGCUUAAGCGCGGCAGAACUGCUAUGGCCCAUGACAUGUUCGACGAAAUGCGUCGUACCUACGGGGUCACCCCAGACUCUUUUACUUUCAACAUAUUGAUUAAUGGGUUCUGUAAGAAUUCCAUGGUGGAUGAAGCCUUUCGGGUUUUUAAGGAAAUGGAGCCUUAUCAUUGCGAUCCUGAUGUUGUUACGUAUAACACCAUCAUCGAUGGGUUAUGCAGAGCCGGCAAGGUCAAGAUUGCGCAUAAUGUUUUGAAUGGAAUGAUGAAGAAAGCAACGGACGUGCAUCCCAACAUUGUUACUUACACUACCCUGCUGCGAGGGUAUUGUAUGAAGCAGGAUAUUGAUGAAGCAUUGCUUGUGUUUCAUCAAAUGCUCUGUAGAGGGCUGAAACCCAAUGCUGUUACUUUCAAUACUCUGAUCAAGGGGCUCUCGGAGGCUCAGAGGUAUGAUGAAAUCAAAGAUAUUUUGAAUGGACGGGAUGCAUUUACCACUUUCACUCCAGAUGCCUGCACAUUUAAUAUUUUGAUCAAAGUUCACUGCGAUGCUGGACAUCUGGAUGCAGCUAUGAAGGUGUUCCAUGAAAUGGUGGAUAUCAAGUUGCAUCCUGAUUCAGCUUCAUAUAGUGUUUUGAUCCGUACUUUGUGCCUGAGAAAUGAAUUUGACAGAGCCGAGAGGUUGUUCACUGAGUUAUUUGAGAAGGAAGUACUGUUAGGCAAGGAUGGAUGCCUGCCUCUUGCUGCUGCUUAUAACCCGAUGUUCGAAUACUUAUGUGCCAAUGGAAAAACAAAACAAGCUGAGAAAGUUUUCAGGCAGCUGAUGAAAAGGGGAGCGCAAGAUCCACCCUCGUACAGGACUUUGAUCAUGGGUUACUGCAGAGAAAGUAAAUUCAAGGCUGCUUACGAGCUGUUGGUUCUAAUGCUGAGGCGGGAAUUUGUACCUGAUCUUGAAACCUACGAGUUAUUGAUUGAUGGGUUAUUGAAGAUAGGUGAAGCUCUUCUUGCUCACGAUACCCUGCAAAGGAUGCUAAGGAGCUCUUAUCUUCCGGUUGCAACCACUUUCCAUUCUGUACUUGCAGAACUUGUGAAAAGGAAAUUUGCUAACGAGUCCUUCGGCUUGGUAACACUAAUGUUGGAAAAACAAAUACGACAGAAAAUUGAUCUUUCAACGGAAGCUGUCAGAUUGCUUUUUAGCAGUGCUCAGAAGGAGAAGGCGUUUCUGAUUGUUAGGUUGCUUUAUGAUAACGGGUAUUUGGUUAAGUUGGACGAAUUACUUGAUUUCCUAUGCGAGAACAGAAAACUUCUUGAUGCGCACACACUUGUUCUGUUUUGUCUGGAAAAGAGUCAUAUGGUUGAUAUUGACACCUGCAACACAGUCAUAGAAGGGCUCUGUAAGCAUAAGAGGCACUCUGAAGCGUUUAGUUUAUACAAUGAAUUAGUAGAACUGGGAAACCACCAACAGCUUAGCUGCCAUGUGAUUCUGAGAAAUUCCUUAGAGGCUGCUGGAAAGUGGGAAGAACUACAGUUUGUGUCAAAGAGGAUGGUUACAAUGAGAAUAUCAGAUGAUUGCCCUGGAUUAGAACAAAGCAUGUCCACGUCUCUACGAACGUUGCAACUCUCUGUUCCUAACUUUCACCUUCAUGAGAUGUCAAAUUCGAGGAUGAAUGGUGUUGAGAAGCUAUCCACAAGGCGUGUCGCUAAUCCAGGGAAAGCAACAGUACUUGCUCUGGGCAAAGCCUUCCCAAGCCAAGUCGUUCCUCAGGAGAAUCUAGUAGAAGGAUUUCUACGAGACACCAAAUGUGAUGACGCCUUUAUCAAAGAGAAGCUGGAACACUUGUGCAAAACCACUACCGUGAAGACGCGCUACACUGUAUUGUCCCGAGAAAUACUGGAUAAAUACCCUGAGCUAACAACAGAGGGUUCACCAACAAUCAAGCAAAGACUUGAAAUUGCAAACGAGGCGGUUGUGGAAAUGGCAUUGGAAGCCAGUUUAGGUUGCAUCAAGGAAUGGGGAAGGCCAGUGGAAGACAUCACUCACAUUGUCUACGUCUCCUCGAGCGAGAUCCGAUUACCUGGUGGGGACCUAUACCUCUCAGCGAAGCUAGGCCUGAGGAAUGACGUGAACAGAGUGAUGCUCUAUUUUCUGGGAUGCUACGGAGGUGUGACUGGCCUCCGCGUGGCCAAAGACAUUGCUGAGAACAACCCGGGAAGCCGUGUUCUUCUCACAACCUCUGAAACCACCAUUCUCGGGUUUCGCCCACCAAACAAAGCUCGUCCGUACGAUCUAGUUGGAGCUGCUCUGUUUGGAGAUGGUGCAGCUGCUGUGAUCAUCGGAGCUAACCCGAAAGAGUGUGAAGCUCCUUUCAUGGAGCUGCACUAUGCUGUUCAGCAGUUCUUGCCAGGGACACAGAACGUGAUCGACGGGAGGUUGUCAGAGGAAGGCAUAAAUUUCAAGCUAGGACGAGACCUCCCGCAGAAGAUAGAGGAGAACAUAGAGGAGUUCUGCAAGAAGCUGAUGGGAAAGGCUGGUGAUGAGUCGAUGGAGUUCAAUGACAUGUUCUGGGCUGUUCAUCCAGGGGGACCUGCGAUUCUGAACCGUCUGGAGACAAAACUAAAGCUGGAGAGAGAGAAGCUGGAGAGCAGCAGAAGGGCGUUGGUGAAUUACGGGAACGUGAGCAGCAACACGAUACUGUAUGUGAUGGAGUAUAUGAGAGAUGAGCUGAAGAAGAAAGGCGAGGCCGCACAAGAGUGGGGACUUGGCUUAGCAUUCGGACCUGGAAUCACCUUCGAAGGCCUUCUCAUCCGCAGCCUCACCUCUCCCUGAGUAAUUGUGGCGAAACAAAAUACAUAUAUAUGUGUAAUUUUACAUUUGGUUACAUAUAUAAAACUUAUUGUAAGCAUGAAAUGAGUAUUGUUAAAUUAAACCA